AUGUCUUCAAGUGCUAAGACAAAUAAGAAAACGAUGAUUCCUCCAAUCAAUCUUAUUUUUAAAUAUUUACAGCAACAAUCACCAGUUACAAUAUGGUUAUAUGAACAAACUCAUCUGAGAAUACAAGGAAAGAUAAGAGGGUUUGACGAGUUUAUGAACGUUGUAAUUGAUGACGCUAUGGAGGUGAAUACAAACGACGGGUCAAAAGAAGAAUUAGGGAGGAUACUACUUAAAGGUGAUAACAUUACGUUAAUUUCUAGCUUGGAUGUGUAG
Molecule: messenger RNA, 273 nt
Organism: Debaryomyces hansenii CBS767
Lineage: Eukaryota; Fungi; Ascomycota; Pichiomycetes; Serinales; Debaryomycetaceae
Product: mRNA splicing protein
Exons: 1
Coding region: 1-273 (90 amino acids)
Biological process (GO): spliceosomal snRNP assembly; mRNA splicing, via spliceosome
Cellular component (GO): U2 snRNP; U1 snRNP; U4/U6 x U5 tri-snRNP complex
Molecular function (GO): RNA binding
Source: RefSeq, a predicted model, not a curated record